CCCAAAAAAAAAAAAAAAAAGAAACAAAAGGAAAGAAAAUAUGAGAAAAGGAAAAAAAAAAGAAAAAAGAAGAAGAAAGAGAUCAAAUGGGAUUUGAGGAAACUGUAAGAGUGUUUUCUUCAACUUGUACUCGCAAAGGAUUUAGUAUGUUUAUUCGAAGAGCAAGGCAAGCUGGCAUAUGCAAUCUAAGUUGCAAGAGCAUCAUUGCUGCUGGUGAUGGUGGUCUAUGGAGCCUCAGAAAUUUAUUGUCUUUGGCUGAUGUGGUGAGGAGUAUUUGUUGCUUCUUUGUAGCCUUAGUUAAUUUCUUGUUUGUGAGUUGUUUGUCUGGAUCAAUGUUACCUCUUAGUCAUUGCUUUAUUUAGGAACUCAUCACAUAAAAGCUCAUUUUCUUGGUCUCUGGGAUACAUAAAUUAUUUUGGGGCCUUGUUUCUAAAAUGUUCUUUACAGUGGGAAAAAAUGAGGAAAAGACUUCUCAUAAUUGCUUUUUGUAUUCAAAAUGCUUGGCCUACAAACAUGGCUGGUUUUCAUUAAUCUUUUGGUUCUGUUCCUUUAUCCUGCAUUUGUUCUCUUUUAAAUUGUUUUACAGUGAGAAAAUUUCUUCCUCCUGACAGGAUGUAAGAUGAAAUAAACAUGCUAAAGAUCUCUUAGUCUAUUUAUACUUAAUCUGACAACAAGAUCGCAUUUGGAAGUCGUGGACAAGUUUUGUCUGGACUAAUGUUUUUCUUUGAAAAACUUGCUUAAAAUCUCGUGUUGCAGGUUGAUUAUGCAUGCACGCCUGAAGAAGUGCAACAACAUUUCCAAUCUUGUGGUACUGUAAACAGGGUGACUAUUCUGACAGACAAGUUUGGGCAGCCAAAGGGUUUUGCCUAUGUGGAAUUCCUGGAAGUAGAAGCUAUUCAGGAGGCUCUCCAACUUAAUGAAUCUGAAUUACAUGGUCGUCAGUUGAAGGUCUUGCCCAAGAGAACUAACGUUCCAGGCAUGAAGCAAUUCCGUCCAAGGCGUUUCAAUCCUUUCGUGGGGUAUAGAUUCAGAAGACCUUACGUGCCCCCUUAUUUCUACUCUCCUUAUGGAUAUGGGAAGGUUCCCAGGUUCAGGAGGCCAAUGCGAUAUAUGCCUUAUGGUUAGAAGAUUGCGCAUGCAGGAGCCUCUUUUACGUCACAAUAUCAAGAUGGUUACAUCCUGGAGUUUGAGUUUUUUGCAUUUUAUGAUAGAUCUGUUCCAUAGAUUGACUGACAUUUCUAUUUGCUUCAUCCCAUUUGUACCGUGUAUUAUCAACUUUACGACAUUUCGUAAUAUUAAAGAAAGUUCUGUUUU
Molecule: messenger RNA, 1314 nt
Organism: Rubroshorea leprosula
Lineage: Eukaryota; Viridiplantae; Streptophyta; Magnoliopsida; Malvales; Dipterocarpaceae
Source: the annotation of a GenBank genome assembly